GCAAAUGAUGCAAUGCCCCGACACAUUGUGCUCAGCGAAUAUGAUUCUCCUCCAUAAACCAACCAUUACGCAUUGCAUGCACGGCCAAUUUCGCGAAGCUUAACACAAUUAAUUUCCUCGCAAAACAUCUCACGCAGCAGCAGCUAGCAAGCUAGCUUGCCAAGCCACAGCCAUGGCGGCUUUGCUCGGAGCUCUCCGCGGCAAGCUGCACGGCUGCGCGCUGCGCCUGCGCGGCGAUUCGCUGCCCGUCGUCGUCUCCGUCCUCGCCGUGGCUGCUCUGUGCGCCACCGCUCUCUCGAGGGUCGUCGUGUUCUUCCUGCCGCUCGUGGCGUCCACCUCGCUCUGCUGCGCGGCGGCGUACCUGCUCGUCGCCGCCUCGGAGCCGGACCAGGAGGGCGCCGCCGGCGCAGCGGCGGCGAAGGAGGUGGUGCUCGUCCGCGGCGACAGGGCGGAGGUCGGGGUGCUGCAGGUGUUCGACGGCGCGAACGCCACCGUGUACGCCGCCGCCGCCGACGCCGACGCCAUGCGUGUGGGCUGCUUCCUGCACUACAGGCCCCGCGGCGCGGGCGGCGGCGGCGGGUGGACGAAGCGCGGGGUCGACGAGGACGGCGAGGAGGUGGUGUUCGCCGGCAGGCUGGCCGCCGUCUGCGGCGGCGACGGCGACGAUGUCGAGGAGGAGCUCGCGGCGCUGCGGGUGGACCGGCUGGCGGAGGGCGUGUGGGACAGCUACUUCGGCGGGUGGUCGAGGUGGAACUACGUGACGGAUGGGCACUACUACGACGAAGACGCCACCAUUUUUCUGGACUCUUAAGCACCCCUGAGCUGAUAUCCAAAGCUUUGGCUCCAUCGUUAACAACAGAAUUUAUACAUGAAUGAUGUAGGUGCAUUAUUAUACAGAGAUGUUUAGAUUGGUACAACAUAUAUCCGGUCAAAUUUGGCUGUGUAAAUUUGAUUGGACGUAGAGAUCGUGUUUAUCCCAUUUUCUAAAAACUAUCCGGUCAAAACUCAAAAUAACAACCAGUGCACGUGGAGAACGCAAGUACGGAGACCUUUGGGCAUGAUCGAACUACGAUGGCAAUGGUCGUGCGUACGCAUCUGCAGGAAUCGGAUUCUUUUAAGCGCCUUUCUCUGCAGAAAAAGAGAGCAGUGUCUUCACAGCUUCAGCACCCCCACAAAUCACAUCUAUCAGCUGAACGUAAAACCUGAAGCCUCUCUGCCUUUAUUCUUCCACAAACUGCACUCUUCGCACAAAUGUGUGCCAUGAAAAGCUAUAUGAAUCC
This is a messenger RNA of Oryza sativa Japonica Group (Japanese rice), 1280 nucleotides long. RefSeq lists its product as uncharacterized. Lineage: Eukaryota; Viridiplantae; Streptophyta; Magnoliopsida; Poales; Poaceae. The record is from RefSeq and is a predicted model, not a curated record.